This is a messenger RNA of Strongylus vulgaris, 152 nucleotides long. Lineage: Eukaryota; Metazoa; Nematoda; Chromadorea; Rhabditida; Strongylidae. The record is from the annotation of a GenBank genome assembly.
AUGAAUGUCGUACAGGGUUUACUGUCGGCUGUUACUCCGCUAUCCGAUGGUGAUUUUGCUGAUCGUCUUAACUACUGCGUAACCACCGUCGGCUUGGUAUUAACGUCGGCGUUCAUCUCUGGAUGGAGGUACUGGUUGCUAUCAGUUUGAAU